GGGCCAUGCAAAUAGGAUAGGCAAACACUGCCCUUAAGCCACACUGAAGCCUUUGUGAUGCUGCAUGUUCUUUGAGCAGUUAUCAGAAAAACUAACCCAUGUGCAUAUUGAAUUCGGUGCCGAGAAGCCGGACGGAUCAUUUUUCUGCCUGCGAAGUGGUGCAUGUGUAGUGCCUAUGCCAAAGUGGCCCAGAUGAGUGAAGCCAAUAUCAUUAUGGAAGGCAUCCUGCUGAAGAUGUCCCAGCAGAAAAAGAAAAUAUCUCCUAGGAACUAUAAAGAGCGGCUCUUCGUUCUGACCAGCCAGGCCCUGAUUUACUAUGAACAGGAAAAGGGGAAGAAAAAGAGAAAAAAGGGGUCAAUUCGGACAGAAAGUAUCUGCUAUGUGGAAAAAGUUGAGGCAGAGAGGAAUGCGCCUGUAGAAAGAAUGUUCCCCUUUCAGAUCGCAUAUGAUGAAUCCAUCCUGUACAUGUUUGCAAAGGAUGACGCAGAUAGGACGAUCUGGUUGGAGGCUGUGAUGCAAGUAAUAAGGGAUAAUGACAAGCUCUCUGCAAAGUACCACAAAGCAUUCUGGGAAGACGGAAUGUUCCAGUGCUGUGGCCAGACUGUAAAGAAUGCUCCAGGCUGCUGUGACUGGCACAAAGAAUCAAUGAAGCUCAGAGCAACUUCUCGAAAAAUGGCAUUACCUCCUUUGCCAUCUGCAAAGCUCCCAGAGAGAAUUCAACUUCCUCCCAUCCCGGAAGAUGAAGACAGUGCUUGUGUGGAGGUUGUGGCUCUGUAUGACUACACUGCCAGGAAGUCUGGAGAGCUAAGUCUUGUGAAGGGGAACAGAUACGUCUCUCUGGAAAAGCUGUCGGGUGACUGGUGGAAAAUCAGAGACACAGCUGGUUCUGAAGGAGUUGUCCCUUCUAAUUACAUGGAGGAAGUGGAAGGCAACCACAGUUUGAGACGUCUGGUUGAUGACCACAUAGAGGACUAUCCCUGGUAUGUGGGCAACAUGUCUCGAGUGAAGACGGAGCAGCUGCUACGCGAGAAGGGUAAAGAAGGAUCAUUCGUGGUCAGAGACUCCAGUCAAAAAGGAGUAUACACAGUGUCGCUCUUUAGCCGAGCACUAGAUGAAGUGAAAGGGACCGUAAGGCAUUAUCUCAUUAACGUCAAUGCAGAAGGGCUGUAUUACUUGGCAGAGAACCACCUGUUUGAAUCCAUUCCCCAAAUGAUAGAGUACCAUCAACACAACGCGGCAGGCCUGCUUACAAGACUGCGGCUUCCUGCUACAGAAACCGAUCUCACAUCUCAGUCUGCACAGGGUGCGUGGGAGCUGAGACGAGAAGACGUGUGUCUGGUGAAAGAGCUAGGCAGCGGCCAGUUCGGAGUGGUCCAGCUCGGCAUGUGGAAGGGCAAACACCAGGUGGCCAUUAAGAUGGUGAAAGAGGGCUGCAUGUCGUCAGACGAGUUUAUAGAGGAAGCCCAGAUCAUGAUGAAAUUCCGGCAUCCUAAGCUUGUGAGGCUCCACGGUGUGUGUACCGAGUGCUUUCCCAUCUACAUCGUGACAGAGUUCAUGAGUAACGGCUGCCUGCUGGAGUACCUGAGGCAUCAUGGGAAAGAGCUGCGUCCUCGGCGUCUCCUUACCAUGUGCCUGGAUGUGUGUGAGGCGAUGUCUUACCUCGAGGGUCAGCAGUUCAUUCACAGAGAUCUAGCUGCGAGGAACUGUUUGGUAGAUAAAGAUUUAUCUGUCAAAGUGUCUGACUUUGGAAUGGCAAGAUAUGUACUGGAUGAUCAGUACACCAGUUCUGCAGGUACAAAGUUUCCUGUGAAGUGGUCGGCCCCUGAGGUUCUGAACUACACGAGGUUUAGCAGCAAGUCCGAUGUGUGGGCAUUUGGUGUGCUGAUGUGGGAGGUGUACAGUCUGGGCAAGCAGCCCUAUGAGCACUAUGAUAAUGCACGUGUAGCUGAGAGAGUGAUGCAGGGUCAUCGCCUGUAUAGACCCCAGCUGGCCACAGAUCAGAUCUACCAAGUUAUGAAAUCAUGCUGGCAUGAGCUUCCAGAGGAGAGGCCCAGCUUUCAGAAGCUUUUUAAUGAUCUCAGUGCAUGUGUAGAGGACAGUAAACAAUGAUUACACUACAUGAACUUUAUAUUGUGCAUUUGCAAACAUUACUGUAAUAACUUGUAUUUGUAUCUUGUUAUGCGACAAUAAUAAUAAUAAUAAUAAUAAUAAUAAUAAUAAUAAUAAUAAUAAUAAUAACCCUCUUCCUCUGUGUUUCAUGCACAGUAACACCUGAAUGAUUUGUUGAUUUGUUUUGGACAUCCAAAACAGCGAGAAGUAGAGAAUAGUUGUAAUAAAUCAAACCUCUGCAUGCUCCAGAAGUGCACACUACAGAAUGAGUAUCAGUAUUUCUAGAGGCCCACACAUCUAUCGGGUUUAGUGAGCAUGAUAUUUCCUGUUUGCUCAUAGCAACUUAACCACCUCUGUUCACCAGAAUAUCUCACUAAAAUUAGGUGAGGUUUUAGUACUUCAUGUAUUUAUGGGAACGUCGUUGUCUGGUAAAGGUGUUACCAGAUGUUUGCCUCAGUAAAUAAAAGAAAAA
Ictalurus punctatus (channel catfish) is the source of this 2581-nucleotide messenger RNA. RefSeq names its product cytoplasmic tyrosine-protein kinase BMX. The transcript is spliced from 19 exons. The coding region runs from base 163 to 2109 and encodes 648 amino acids. Gene Ontology annotation, biological process: T cell receptor signaling pathway; B cell receptor signaling pathway; peptidyl-tyrosine autophosphorylation. The record is from RefSeq and is a predicted model, not a curated record. Gene Ontology annotation, molecular function: ATP binding; protein binding; non-membrane spanning protein tyrosine kinase activity. NCBI's taxonomy places the organism in Eukaryota, Metazoa, Chordata, Actinopteri, Siluriformes, Ictaluridae.